AUGUGGCCGCCAUGUGAUAAAACGGGGAAGAAAAAGGGGUAUUUCGUUGGAACCUCCGAACAUAAAAAAGUCCACAAAAAGUUUAGGCUUAAUGCAGUUCAAAAGAUAUGUCGUUGGAUGUAUGAUGCGGAUAUUGCAUUCAAUGUUGUGAAGUAUGAUAGUUUUGGGCCCGCACUUGAAGCGGUUGCUCUACAUGGUUGCGGUGAAUAUUUGUUCAAAUUGUUUGACCACUUCAUAAAGGAUAGUGCUAGCUUAGCCGGUCGAUUUGUAGAAGAAAAAUAUCCACAUAUUUAUUGGACUCCGUGUGCGGCGCAUUGCAUCGAUUUGAUGCUUGAGGACAUAUUUAAAUUGCCUCAUCUAAAAAAGACACUUGAUAGAGCAAUUGCGGUCAAUAGUUACAUCUACAAUCGUACCUUGCUCUUGAAUAUGAUGAGAGAUUUCACGGGCCAAAGAGAUAUGGUUAGACCCGCAAAUACCCGGUUUGCAACCGCCUUCAUAACUUUGAAUUGCUUUAGAAACCAUAAGAAAAAUUUGAAGAAGAUGUUCGCAUCUGAAGCAUGGAACAAAAGCAAGUUCCCGGGCGAGGCGGGAGGAGGAGGAAGUCAAACGGUCAAAACUAUAUUUUCUCCUAAUUUUUGGACCAAUAUAGAUAUUGCGGUCAAAGUUGCCAUGGCUAGAGCAAGGGAAAGAAUUGCCUCGUCUUUCAACAACAAAGAAGACAAGUGUAAACAAAAUUUUGAAAUAAUCGAUAAGAGAUGGAAUUGUCAAGUACACCAAGAUUUGCACGCGGCUGGAAACUAUUUGAAUCCGGGAUUAUAUUACAACAACCCGAGCGUGGAAGAUGAUAGUGAGGUGAUUACGGGAUUGAUGGCAUGCAUACAUAAGUUGUCAUUGUCGAAAGAGGAUGAGUUGAAGAUUCACACCGAGUUACCUAUAUAUAGAGGUGCACAAGGGAUUUUUGGGAUUCCGAUGGCUAAAAGAAUGAGAUCAAUGCUUUCACCGGCGGAGUGGUGGAUGCAAGAUGGAUCGUCCGCACCUACACUUAAGAAGUUUGCUAUUAAGGUGUUAAGUCUUACAUGUAGCUCAUCGGGGUGUGAACGUAAUUGGAGAGUAUUUGAACAACUCCAUUCCAAAAAAGAAACCGACUUGAAUGACAAAAACUAA
Lactuca virosa is the source of this 1164-nucleotide messenger RNA. The record is from the annotation of a GenBank genome assembly. Lineage: Eukaryota; Viridiplantae; Streptophyta; Magnoliopsida; Asterales; Asteraceae.